Molecule: messenger RNA, 564 nt
Organism: Seminavis robusta
Lineage: Eukaryota; Bacillariophyta; Bacillariophyceae; Naviculales; Naviculaceae
Source: the annotation of a GenBank genome assembly
AUGAUUCCCCAUAGCAAUUCGAUUGAAUCGUAUCCAAUGCUAUGGGGAAGUAUUGUUUCUAUUGUGAGGAUCUCAAUACAUUUCUUCUUUCUCUUUCGUUGGUACGGUAUCCAAUCCAUAGUUUUGACCUUGCUGCUCAUGCCACCUUCAGUGCACACAAAGCUUGCACUCCAAUCAUCUCUCGCCAUGAUCUCUGUUCCUCGUAGCGCUUCGACUUCUAGGGGAUCAAUUCCUUUCAUGCCAACACUGCCCGAUUCGAUCGAUGUUUCUAUCAUGGACGACAUUCCAACUCGGAAACGAGUAAGGCUCCAGCCAAGAAGUGGGACAGCUGAUUGGGACUUCGAUGCGGGGGGUUGUUCCAGCGUACUAACGGCUUUGGCAGCGAGGCGUCUAAAGUUCAAGAGAACGGCAUCGCGGCCUGCCGCCAACAAGGCACCUGCACGCAUAACACGCCCGGUAAUGUCUGAUGAAACUGAAACUCUUAGCCUGGUGACCCCUCCAUGGUCUCGUGCUGUGAUGAGCAGCAAUCUCGGGCAUGAGAACCUCUACCUUCCAGACUUUUAG